CCAGGACACCAGGGGGCGGGAAAGCUGGCGCAGUACCGGGCAAGUGGCCGGGGGAAGAGCCGGACCGCUGCCGAUGUUAGGGAAGGUUGCUCUGCGCCUGUUUCCCAGGCCGGCCCGAAGGUGCUUACGGGCCGAGAGUCAGUGUCCCGGGGAGCCCUUGGCCCAGCCAACAUCGGACUACGGCGAAGUUUUACACCGGGCGUCUCUGUACGUCCAUUGGCCAUUCUGCAAGAGGAGGUGUACCUAUUGUAACUUUAAUAAGUACAUCUCCCCCAAUGUUGAUCACAAUGCUAUGAGGGACGGCCUUGUACAGGAGACAGAAACCCUGCUCCGCGACAGCCAAGUGAAGGAGAUCACUUCAGUGUUCUUUGGUGGUGGAACACCAAGCCUAGCCAAGCCAUCCACAAUUGCCAGCAUCUUAGAAACUGUUGCCAAGGCAAGUUGCCUCAGUCACAACGUGGAAGUCACCUUGGAGGCCAAUCCCACAUCAGUCUCAACAUCCAAACUUGCUGAAUUUAAGAAGGCUGGAGUGACAAGGAUCUCCAUUGGGAUCCAGGCUUUACGUAACUAUGACCUGAAGAUUCUGGGAAGAGAUCACACAGUUCAGGAAGCCGUUUGGAGUUUGGAAGAAGCCAGAAAACUUUACCCUGGUUGCACAUCUGUUGACAUAAUAUUUGGUCGCCCAGGACAGAGCUUAGAAUUGUGGGAGGAAGAGCUGGAGGAGAUUCUAACUCUUUGUGACCAUCAUGUGUCUCUUUAUCAGCUGACAUUGGAGAGAGGAACCGCCCUUUUCAAACAGGUCCAAGAAAAGGUUGUGAGCAUGCCCGAACAAGACGUGGUGGCAAACAUGUACCAUGCAGCAAGGAGUAUUCUGGAAAAGGCUGGAUUCCAUCAGUACGAAGUGUCAAACUUUGCUAAAAAUGGAGCUGUGAGCCUCCAUAAUCUGGGAUAUUGGAAAGGAAUGCAAUACCUUGGUGUAGGCCCAGGUGCCCAUGGCAGGUUUGUACCAUGGGGUGAAGGUAAAACACAGAGAGAAGCAAGGAUACAGACACUGGAACCAAAUAAUUGGCUCAGGGAGGUGAGACAAUUUGGUCAUGGAACCAGGAAGCGAGUACAGCAAAGUGAGUUGGACAUCUUAGAAGAAAUGCUGGUGAUGGGACUCCGAAUGAACGAAGGACUCGCCCAUCAGUGUUGGCGACAGUAUUCGCCUUUACUCGGUCUGGAGGAGGUACUGGGGGAUUCACCUGAAGUGCAGCGGUACCUGCAGGAGGAACUGCUCAUCCUCGAUGACAGGGGUUUGCGAUGUUCGUGGAAAGGCCUGGCUUUCCUCGACAGCCUACUGCCCUCCCUUCUACACCAGCUACAACAUUCAUACCGGAACUCAGCUUCUCAAUGCUUUUGACUUGUUCCUCGCUCAAACUCGUCAGAACUGAGACCAACAUCAGCUCGCAUUCAAGGACAGGAACAGACAAUGGUUUAAAAAAAGAAUGUUCAAGGAAGUGCAAUUGGAAAUACACUAAGUGAAAGCGAGAGGUGUUAGAGAGGGUGAAGGAUUCACUUCCGAAGACCAAAUUGCCAGGGGUGGGGUGGGGGAUGGGUUUGGGGAAGGAGUUCCAGAAUUUAUAGUUAAAAGUUUGCAAACUUCACACCCCAGUUUGUUCCCAGGUACCUGACAACCAGUAAGCAACAUCUGGAGAGCAGAGACUCUUAUCUUGGUCAAACGGAACAUUCCCACUUGUGUCCAUGGAACUAAUAUAGCAACUCUGCUGACUUGGGAUUUGGAUGCAAGCCUUGUGUCAAAUAAACUACUGUUUUGAAUCUGUUAGAUUAGUUUACAAAUUAAUAAAAACAUUUUUAAUCUAA
Messenger RNA from Amblyraja radiata (thorny skate), 1863 nucleotides. It is a transcript of the gene rsad1, whose product is annotated as radical S-adenosyl methionine domain containing 1. Lineage: Eukaryota; Metazoa; Chordata; Chondrichthyes; Rajiformes; Rajidae. Bases 74 to 1402 code for a protein of 442 amino acids. The transcript has 9 exons. The record is from RefSeq and is a predicted model, not a curated record. Gene Ontology annotation, biological process: porphyrin-containing compound biosynthetic process. Gene Ontology annotation, cellular component: cytoplasm; mitochondrion. Gene Ontology annotation, molecular function: 4 iron, 4 sulfur cluster binding; coproporphyrinogen oxidase activity.